UUUAAACUUCGUGCAUUCAAAUAGUUUUUACCCGACUGCCGAAGAGAAGGUUACUUGUAUCUUGAGCGUGAGUUGUUUUUUUUUUCAAACAGAUCGUGAUAAUCAAUUAUCACGAUUCAAAUUGGUUUCGAACUGGUUUCAAAACCAAUAUAAUUAAAAUCACUGUGAGUCCUAGAAGUUUUGACAACGAAAAGUCAAAAUGGCGACUCCAGACGAUUUGAGAUCUGCAUUCGAAAAGCGAAUGAAACAGGGAAUUCCGAAUCCUCCAGGUGAAUUCGAUCCACAGGACUUAGAAUUAAUAAAAGACGAUAAGUAUUUAAAUAAAGUACUGGAUCAUCAAGAUCGUGAUUUGAAGAAGGCCUCAAAUAUGCUCUGGGAAAUUAUGCUUUGGAGAAAAACGGUUGGCGCCAAUCAAAUAAACGAGAGUAACAUACGAUUGGACUAUUUAAAAGAAGGUGUUUUUUUUCCAAGAGGCAGGGACAAAGAUGGCGGCGUACUUUUGAUAAUAAAAAACAAAUUGCACGUUAGAGGUCAAAAAGAUUUUAAUGACAUAAAAAGAAUUUUGAUUUACUGGCUUGAAAGAAUUGAUAGAGAAGAGAAUCAUGUAGGAAAAAUCACUUUGUUUUUCGACAUGGAAGGUUGUGGUAUGGGAAAUGUUGAUAUGGAACUCAUUAAGUUCUUGAUAAGUUUAUUCGAAACAUUCUACCCUAAUUUCAUGAAUUACAUUGUCAUAUACCAAAUGCCGUGGAUAUUGAACGCUGUUUUUAAAAUUGUCAAAACAUUGUUGCCAGCGAAAGGGAUAGACAUAUUGAAAUCGUUGAACCGAGACAACUUGAAAACUAUAGUGCCUCCUGACCAAGCUUUGACAUGUUGGGGAGGCAACGAUCCGUAUGUAUUCGAGUUUGUUCCCGAAAAUACGACUGACAAUAGAAAAGUAACAUUUUCAGAUGACGACGACACACAUUCCCCUGGCGAAAUGCUACGUCUGAAUCCUCAUGACACUGUCAUAUUUAAAAAUGUCAACGACGAUCUAACUGGCCAGUUCACAAUAACAAAUAUGGACGACAAUGCCGUAUCAUUUAAAAUAAGAACAACGUCUCCGGAGAAAUUCCGUGUGCGUCCUAGUUCAGGACUGUUGGCAAGCGGCGCAGUGCAAACGGUACAAAUUUUAGUGCAGCCGAGUGUACAACAAAACACAGGCUCAAAAGACAGAUUCCUUGUCAUGUCGAUACAGUUACCAAAACCUGAUCUAACAGCAACAGAAAUGGCCGAUAUUUGGCAGAAUUCGUCUGACAGUAAAGUGGAUGAAUAUCGUCUCAAAUGUCAAUUCCCACAGAUGGUGACGUCCAACGGGAGCAUUUCGAAUGGAAUAGCCAAACAGGUAUCGAUUACAAAUUCAUUGCAAUCAAACUACGAUGCACUGCGCAGAGAUAUCGCCAGGCUACAGAAAUUCCAAUAUGCUACACUUUUCUUAUCGUCAAUAGCCAUGAUUCUGACCUAUUUGAUAUACAACACUGAUUCAGACGGCGAGCGCUGUGAUUACGUGCAUAGUGUCGAUUUUUAAUGACAUGUUGAAACUAAGAAACACUUAUCAUAUCAUAUAUCAUUGUGAUAAUUCAUUGACUGUAAUAAUGCAGCUGGAUCAUUAUAACAAUUAAAGUUGGUUGCAAAAUUAAUUUUCAAAAAUAAUAAAAUAAAAUAAAUAAACAGCACCAUAAAAUAAAA
Plodia interpunctella (Indianmeal moth) is the source of this 1725-nucleotide messenger RNA. RefSeq names its product motile sperm domain-containing protein 2-like. Lineage: Eukaryota; Metazoa; Arthropoda; Insecta; Lepidoptera; Pyralidae. The record is from RefSeq and is a predicted model, not a curated record. The transcript has a single exon. The coding region runs from base 200 to 1564 and encodes 454 amino acids. Gene Ontology annotation, cellular component: endoplasmic reticulum-endosome membrane contact site; endomembrane system.